Arabidopsis lyrata subsp. lyrata is the source of this 996-nucleotide messenger RNA. RefSeq names its product vacuolar protein sorting-associated protein 22 homolog 1. NCBI's taxonomy places the organism in Eukaryota, Viridiplantae, Streptophyta, Magnoliopsida, Brassicales, Brassicaceae. The record is from RefSeq and is a predicted model, not a curated record. Gene Ontology annotation, cellular component: ESCRT II complex. The coding region runs from base 61 to 813 and encodes 250 amino acids. The transcript has 7 exons. Gene Ontology annotation, biological process: protein transport to vacuole involved in ubiquitin-dependent protein catabolic process via the multivesicular body sorting pathway.
UCUCGAACAUUAUGUUCCCCCAACCGGAAGAGAAAUUCAAAGAUCUGAAAACAGUGAAAGAUGCGACGACGACCAGGAAUCGGAGGAUUGCAAAAGGCCGCAGCUGCUAGGGAUCAGUACAGGUUACUAGGAGAAAAUGUAGCCAAGUUACGCACUGAUAUGAUGAAAGAACAGCUCGCCACGUUCCGUUCCCAGCUUGAAGAGUUUGCUCGUAAACACAAGAAUGACAUUCGUAAGAAUCCAGCCUUCAGGGCUCAAUUCCAUGAAAUGUGUUCUAACAUUGGUGUGGAUCCUCUUGCUUCCAACAAGGGUUUCUGGGCUGAGCUCCUUGGAAUUGGUGACUUCUACUAUGAACUUGGAGUUCAGAUUAUUGAGGUUUGCAUGCUUACAAGGUCACACAAUGGAGGUUUGAUCAGCUUGCAAGAGCUCUGCAACCAUCUUCGUCAAAGAAGGAAGAAGGAUCGUGAAGCUGUGACUGAAGAUGAUUGUCUUCGAGCUAUUAGCAAGCUAAAGGUACUGGGUAGUGGAUUUGAGGUUAUCACAAUUGGGAAGAAAAAGCUUGUCCGUUCAGUACCCACGGAGUUGAACAAAGACCAUAACCAGAUCUUGGAGUUGGCUCAGGGCCAAGGCUUUGUGAUUGUGGAAGAGGUACAAAGACGCCUCUCAUGGACAUCUGGUCGGGUUAUAGAUGCUCUCGAAACUUUGUUAGAAGAGGGCCUUGCGAUGAUCGACAACGGCCAUAAAGACGGAAAGUGUCGGUACUGGUUUCCCUGUGUUUCUUCUGUUUACUCAUCCAUCGGAUCUGAUACUUAACCUGGUACAUGCUCUGUUUUUUUUUACUUGUUUUAUAUUAAAUACAGUCACACUUUAUUACAUACUGUAUAAAUUAUGAAGAAAUCUCUUCAUUAUAUUACUUAAAUUUUCUUGUACAUUUAUCAAGAAUUGUUUAUUUCAUAGACCACCUUGUAAAAAAAUUAUUUAUGCUUGGUCGUUGGA